Messenger RNA from Alligator mississippiensis (American alligator), 11595 nucleotides. RefSeq names its product calcitonin receptor (gene CALCR). Gene Ontology annotation, cellular component: axon; plasma membrane. The transcript is spliced from 13 exons. Gene Ontology annotation, molecular function: calcitonin receptor activity; amylin receptor activity. The record is from RefSeq and is a predicted model, not a curated record. Gene Ontology annotation, biological process: positive regulation of cytosolic calcium ion concentration; cell surface receptor signaling pathway; adenylate cyclase-activating G protein-coupled receptor signaling pathway. NCBI's taxonomy places the organism in Eukaryota, Metazoa, Chordata, Crocodylia, Alligatoridae. Bases 410 to 1819 code for a protein of 469 amino acids.
GCCCGGCCCGGCCCGGCCCGGCCCGCGCCCACCCCCGAGGCGGGGCCCCCUCCCCUUUAAAGCCGCCGCGGGGCUCGGCCGGCCCCGCUGCCGCCUGUCUCCCCGGCCGGGACCGGGCGGCGCGGGGAGGAGCGAUUCCGGCUCCCCCGCCCCCGCCCUGCGCCGGAGACGCGGCUGCACCGGGCUCGGCGGCCGCAGAGCGAGGCGGAUGCGCCCCCGGGGCCGGGGCGUGCAGCGCCGGAGCCGCCGCGGGGCCAUGCCGGGCUGAGCAGCCGCCGCCGCGAGACGGGGAGUCGAGGCGCUCGCCCCACGUCGCUGCUUCGCCCGGGGCCGGGAGCCGGGGCCAGGGGCCGGGACGCGGCGCUUCAGAAGGGUCAGCAAAGGUGUGUCUCCCCAGAAAGAAUCCACAAUGGAAAAAACAACCCACAGUUGCUUCUUACUGAUUAUACUUCUAAUCAGAAUGGCUCCAAGUCUUACUUCUACUAUAAAUUAUACUGAUCCUACAUUAGAGCCUGUAGUAACUGAAAACACAGCGAUACGACAGAAGAUAAUAGAUUCACAGUACAAAUGCUAUGAGAGGAUGAACAGAGCUCCUCCCUAUAGAAAGAAAGGUUUGUUCUGUAAUCGAACCUGGGAUGGAUGGUUGUGUUGGGAUGAUACACCUGCUGGAAGAGUCACAGCUCAGAAUUGCCCAGAUUAUUUUCCAGACUUUGAUCCAACUGAAAGGGCAUCAAAAUAUUGUGAUGAAACAGGAAAUUGGUUCCGACAUCCUGAGAGCAAUCGGACUUGGUCAAAUUAUACGCUGUGCAACUCUUUCACUUCUGAGAAACUGAAGAUGGCAUUCAUACUUUAUUAUAUGGCUAUAGUAGGCCAUGCUUUGUCAAUAACGUCGCUCUUGAUUUCCUUGGGGAUUUUCUUCUAUUUCAAGAGCCUCAGCUGUCAAAGGAUAACACUGCAUAAGAAUUUAUUUUUCUCUUAUGUGCUUAACUCUGUGUUUACAAUCGCCCAUCUUAUUGUGGUAGUGCCUAAUCCAGGCCUUGUAAAAAGGGAUCCCGUAAGCUGCAAGGUGCUGCAAUUUUUUCAUCAGUAUAUGCUGGGUUGUAAUUACUUCUGGAUGCUCUGUGAAGGCAUAUAUCUUCACACACUAAUUGUGGUGGCAGUGUUUGCUGAAGAGCAACGUUUGCACUGGUAUUACCUUUUGGGCUGGGGGUUUCCUUUAGUACCAGCAUCUAUUCAUGCUGUUGCCAGAGCCAAGUACUUUAACGACAACUGCUGGAUGAGUGUUGACACUCACUUGCUCUAUAUUGUCCAUGGUCCUGUAAUGGCAGCUUUAUUGGUCAAUUUUUUCUUUUUGCUUAACAUUGUGCGAGUUCUAGUGACAAAGCUAAGAGAUACGCAUCGGGCUGAGUCCAACAUGUACAUGAAAGCCGUCAGAGCCACUUUAAUCCUGGUGCCGUUGUUGGGAAUUCAAUUUGUUAUUAUUCCCUGGCGACCAGAAAACAGACUUGCUGGAGAAAUAUAUGAUUACAUCAUGCAUAUAUUAAUGCAUUAUCAGGGCUUGCUUGUUGCAACUAUAUUCUGCUUCUUCAAUGGAGAGGUGCAAGGAGCUCUGAAAAGGCAAUGGAUGCAGUAUAAAACCCAGUGGGGUCAAAGGCGACGGGAUCACUGCUCUACACGUUCUACCUCUUACACAGCAACAUCUAUCACUGAGGUCCCUGUGUAUCUGUACCAUCAUGAUUCCAACAACGAACAGUUAAAUGGAAGAUAUUUAGAUGACUCUGAACUUGUUGCAUUAAAAUCUGGAGAGACAUCUGCCUAGUUUGGAGGCAAACAGAUCAUUUUACAUUCUGUUCAUGACAAGGUAGGGAACAAGAAGGAAAUGCAGCCUUUAAUGUCAUUGUGAAAGAGUGCUAAACCAGAUGACAGGACACAUCAGAUGCCAAAUACAGAAUCAUCAGCAUCUGAGAGUGAUGGCCAGAAAGUCUGACAAAGAGAUGAUCAUAUGAUUUGAUACUGUAACAGUAUGCUGCUUUUUAGGACUGAAAGUAGACCUACCCACUUACCCAUCUGGAAUUUCAGCUGUUCCUGGUACUGGCUACAUGAAGCGAGGAUAAACUAGUAUUAACAAGUCAAGGUACCCAAUAGCAAAUAUGAAAGAAUGAAUUCGAGUGUUUAUUGACCUAACUGAACUAAAUACGUGACAAAAUGGAAUUGUUUGUUCCUUUAGAUACCUUUCACCCUCAAGUUUUAAACUGUCAGCUUUCAUUAAGGUGUAAACUGGCUUGGAAACUUUUACUAUUUUCAUGUUAAUCAACUCUGAUGCUUUCCUAGGCAUUUUUGCAUUUUGAAAAAAUAAGAUCAUUUCAACAUAUUCAAAUUCUUAUUAUCUCAAGAGGACACCAUAUAGUAUUACUGUUCCAGUAUCAGGGGCAUAACAGAAACAAAAGUAAAUAGUUACUGCAUUGCAAAUGUUCAGCUAUUGAUACAACACUGAAACAUUUCUUUGGGCUUCCUUAUGAAAGUCCUGAAGAUAUGUCAAACAUUUUUUUUCAGUAUAUGCUUGACAGUAUACAUGUAUAGGAAAUGUGUAGCCAUACUACUCAGCCCUAUAACCUCAAAAGUAAGGAACAGUCUUUCACUCUGAAUAAACCAUGAAUUGUAUUUGGAUAUUAAGAAUUGUUUUAAUUGCUGUUGAUGUUUCUGAGCCUCUAGUGGCUGAAUGUUUAUCUUUCUGACACAAGCAGUAAAAAAGCAUAGAGUAAGAGAUGAGGAGCUGCAACUAGUGUUACAACAGAAGACAAAUGCAUUUUUUGGAAAGUAAAUAUUUCAUUUAAAUAUUAUGUAAAUGUAUUUUUUAUAAUUGCUAGACCAAUGGUAGAGCCAGAGAGGAAUGUGUUUGUACAUGUAUAAGGUUCUGCUAUUGCCAGUAUCAAGUAACAAUUGCGAUCAUUGUGCUAAGUAAAAUAAAUAUGUUUUCUUCAUAAAGUUGAACUAAAAGACUCUGCAAAUAGAUAAGGCCAAUGUCUGAGAGAUUUUGGGUGAUUACAGCUUCUGGAAAUUCUGCUCAUAUAUGUAUAUGUAUAUAAUAUAGAUCAGGUCUCUCUGAAAGAAUUUCCAGAGAAAUGUCCAUUAUGGUUGUAAAUUGGAUAUGGUUAUUUAAAAGCCAACAACUGGUGUGUGUAAAUUAAGGUUGUGUGUGUGUGUGUGUGUGUGUGUGUGUGUGUGUGUGUGUGCGCAUGUGCAUCAGUGUGUGUGACUAACAUUAAGCAGCAAUUCUCCAUCAUUGACAGCGUGCCCAAAAGUGCCCAUUCACAUCUGUUUUCACCCACCUCUACCUAUAGUAAUAUCAGACUUAAGUGAAGCACAGACUCCCUCCCAAGUCCAAGCAUUUACAUUAUCCAGUUACUUCUAAUGCCACAGUCCCUACUACCACUGGUAUCACUCACCUUAGCUUUCUCAGUAUCAGUAUUCAGCUAUACGUUAUCUGAAUGCAGUUUUAGCACUUAUGUGACAAACGUAUCUCUGAGUUUCAAGAAGGAAAGGGAGUGGAAAGUGAAAAAUAUUCCCUCCUCCCUUCUCUGAUGUUGCCAUUCUGUAAACCUGUACAUUUUCCAUAAGCACAAGAUAUUUACAUUAUAAGAUACAAAAUUUCCUUUUUCUUUACUCAAUUGCUGAGUUUUAUUCUACGAUUUGGCUUUUUUCCUGCAAAAAUCAAAGACUUUUUUCAGAAAUAAACAAGUGAUUCUGUUCCACUCUCAGCACUGCUUUUGUGCUUAACUCUUAUAGUCCUAAACUCAUAAGAAUGCCAGAUAAAGAAAGAAAGAAAACUAUUUGAAAUACAGGCAGUCCUCAGACUUAUGACAUAAUUGGUUCCUAAAAACCACAUCUUAAGUCGAAACGUUGUAACUCGGAACCAAUUUUUUCAUAAGAAACAAUGUUAUAAAUAGGGGAUUGGUUCCUGAACCAAGGCCCGAUACCCUAUUUUCACCAAAAAUAACACAGAAUUUUGUACUCGAUCAAUUAUAGAUGAGUAAUAUAUCCACAUUAAUGUACUUAUAUUGUAAAUAGCAAUCAUAUUGAUUUGGAAGGACUUCUUUGAGGUGACUGCUGGACUUUUUGAAGGGUUCUUGGCUGGAGUCUUCUCAGGAGUCUUGGCUGCAGGUUUUCUGGAGCCUUGUCUGCUUUCUUAAAAAAAGUAUCCAAGGAAGUUUGGACAAAUGUUCUCCAGGGAGAUGAAUGACGCAGCAAACUUGUUCACUGGUGUGGCAUCACAUUGGAUCAAGCAUUGUAAAGUUGAAACUGACGUCAUAAAGUUGAGACGGGGUGUCAAUUUAUAAAUGUUGUAAGUGCAAAACAUUGUAACUUGAAAUGUUGUAAAUCAAGGACUGCCUGUAUUGCUCAAUCCCCUUUUGCUCUGGAUUUUCCUGGAGAAAUGAAGUUCAAGACCUUGGUAUCUAUAAAAGAUGGAAAUAUCAUAUCCAGAUAUCAGAGUAGCUCUGCUGCAGUGGAGUUAUGAUGAUUUCUAUUAGCUGAGAAUCUGGCCCUCUCUAAUAUUAGCUUCACUGUGUGGGUUUGCAGGGGAGAGCUGGUUAGUAAUUUCUUACCAAAAUAUUUUUCAGUGGAAAGUAUAGGGGGAAUUUGUUGAAAUGACAGAGCUUGAAAAAUGUGCUAAUCUCAAUAAAAUUUAAUCUAGGGGGAGAAAAAAUGGUUUGACGUUCAAACAUCCCUGUCCAGUGUUUUCCAAAUGGAAAGUUUUGAAUUUUCAUUGUGAAGUGACUUUCCAGAAUGAAGUAAAAACAAUUACAAAGUUUUUUUUUAAAGGUCAAAACCAGAACAAAACAUUUUGAUUUUCUUGAAGCAAAAGGCUCCAAUCAAACAGAAUUCAUUUUUCAUUUUGUGGCAAAUUUUAUGUUUUAUUUGCAUUGUCAUUGGAAUACAAAACACAGAAUUCCCUUUGAAAUGAAAGAACCCAUUCCAAUCCAGGUCCACUGCUAUUGCAUGUUCACUCUAAGAGCGCAGGAACCCACAAGCAGGAACAUGCAUGUCCCUGAGGACAACUAGCAGUGGCACAAAUAUGGCGAAAAUUGGCCCAGGUUGGGUAGCGGGGCUGGCCCAAGCAGCCUUACCUGUAAUCCUAGGAGCCCCCUGGGACUGCAGUAGUGGCAGUCUGGGCAUGCAGAGCCUGGCCAGCAGCCGGAGCAUGACUCUGGCCAUCCAGACUCCAGUUUUGGGCAAUACAUACUGCAGCCACAUGUGUCGUGCCACUUUGUUUUGGGGGGGGGGAGAGGUUUGGCUUGAGUUGUUUUUUUACACUGGGAGUUUCCGGUGUCAAGAAAACCUGCUGUGCUGCAAAUUAACAGUGCAGUGAACACAUGCAUGUGUGCAGUGCAAACUGCACGUGUGCAAUGCAAAUCGCACGUGCGUGCUCAUCGGGACACACCCUAACAGUGCUUCCACCCUCCAUAAUAAGUACAUACGCCUGCAUAGAAAACAGCAGCAGAUUUAAGCCAGGUUCUUAUGUAUAUAGAUUCAAUGUUCCCAGAACAUUAUGCAACAGACAAAGAGAAGCUAUCAUUGUCAAUUCAGUCUGUAGGCUGAAAGAAUGGCCAUAGGUAGGAGUGGAAUGCAGUGAAGCUCAAUGCCCUAGUUUUAUAGCUGGGAGUAAAUUACAUCUUAAUUCCUCUUCACUCUAUCUGUCACCUGAUUGAUUUCUCAAAGGCAUUUAAAAAUAGAGUUUCAACUCUCUGCUGUAGAGAUAAUGCUGAACUCUACAUGACUGUCAUGGUGGGAAUGCUUACAUGUUCACAGUGGGCACGUCUACAUAAGAUGCUAACUUCACAGUAGCUAAAUAAUACUGCACAAUAGAGCAUCACAGCACAAACAGUGCUAAUACUCUAGUGUACAGUAUUAUUAAGCUACUGUGCAGUAGCAUUGCUAAAAAAGGUGCUCACCGAUGCUACUGCACAUUAACUCUGGUUAUUGUGAAUUUAUUUAGUACUUGAUUGUACAAAUACUAAAUAAAUGCACAGUAACCACUGCGCAGUAGUGUCCCAUGUAAACACGUCCAUUUUGUGGACUAUUUAGAGGCUCUUUAUUAUAUUUCACAAUAAUUAGAUUAGUUACAAAGACAUUUAUAAUAUAAGUAUUAGUGUGGCACAAUGGGAAAAGGAAUAUAUGAAUCAAUGGGAAGCUAAAUGUACACUAAAGAGAUUGGUAGGGCCUCGUCCCUCUCAAAUAACACCAUUCCCUUCAUAUGAAAACUCAGUUUAUUUAAAUGCAGGACGUGACAGAAACAUUUGCAUAGGUUUGCAUCUGAGCAACAAAAUCUAGCAAAAAAAUUCUAGUUGUUCAUCUUUGUUAGAUACAGCUGUCAAAAGGAUCCUGAUGGCAUAGAGUGCUGAAACUAAGCCCUGUUUUUUCACUUUAUUCAUUUAAUGAUUAAUAAACUAUGCUUCAGUAAAAUAAAUUCCAAUACAAAUAAGGAAAAUGGCCUGCUGUAUUUUAUAAUAGCUACCAGUAAUGCUGCUUUAAUUGAAAGUUUGCCAUUAUUUCUAUUACAAGGUCCCUAUUUUCAUGUGUUUAUAACCUGGCAAUAGGUAUUCACAGAAGAAACCUACCAUGAGAAACCUCAGUGUUAUCUCUUUUUUUGCUUCUGACAGUAAUUCUCAGCCAAGCUUCUACCGCACCCUAAGUUACCUUGGAAUCCUUUUAAGGGUGCCUCAGGGUGCCAGGCAAUAUUAACACUGAUAGAUGUAGCAACACCUAUAUGAUUCACAAAAUAAACCCAAAGAUUUUAAAUAUGAAUGUAUAGUUUCAAAAAUAUUCUGACCUUCUGUGGUCUUUCUGAGUUCUUUGUGACAGACCUCUUUACUUAUAUUUUUACUUUAAUUUUCCAGUUAAAAAAUGAGUAAAAGCUAAGAGUUGGCAUUUUCUGAGGGGUGCUCUGAAUCUAAAAAGGUUGAAAACUAGUGCUCUAACAAAUCAUAGAAACAAACUUUGAACUAUUUUCCCUUUGACAAAAAAUAAAAAUGAUUGGGAGCCUUUCAAAACAUAGCUUUCUCACUAGAGAAAAUGGAUAAUGCUGCCUACUAACUAAGCUAAUUCCCCCUUUCUGGAGAGGGUCAGGGUUGAUGAACCAGUUUAGUUAAAGAGAGAACCCACCUGAAUGUCAGGCCUUUCUAGAAAUGUAAUUUAAACCUUACAUAAAAUUGCAGAACAAGUUUUAUACCCUUUCCAUGAUCCCUCCCAUCUGUCCUCCUGAUGCCUGAAUUCUUUUCUCUCUCCUUCUGAAGAGUGGCUUCUCCUUGCUUCCUGCUCUUUCAAAAAGUUCCUCCCUUGUUUUCCUUCAAAAGUCCCAGAGUGUGUCUCCAGCUUUCUGAAAGUACAUUGUAGUCCCUCUCCAAGGACCUGAUCUAAAGCCAGAGUCUAUAAAAAUCUUUCUAUUGAUCCCAGUGUAUUUUGCAUCAGGACUCUUGAUCCCAAUAGACAGGAAGACAGACCUCUUUUUAGAACAUAAAUUCUAGAAUAUACAUUUAAAAAAAAUAACCAAAUAAAGGUGUAGGUAUUUCCAAUACCUUGCAUUUUUGUAACUCAAAUAUGUCUUCAUAACCAUAAGCAUUCAUACAUUAGACCAUUGCUAAAUAAUAUGGAUGUUUGUAACAUAAAAGGUAUAUAUACAAAAACAGGAAUUGCAAAUUAGAAACUGCAGAUUAGACUUCAGCAACUGUAGGCAGAAGAUUGUUUAUGCCUUUUGGUUGGAAGGGAGAAGGCACCAAAAGUUAUGUAUAAGUGUGGUCUGAAUCCUACUGUUUAUGCUCUGUAUAAGUGUGGUCUGAAUCCUAUUGUUCAUGCUCUUUGAACCUGAUUCUAACCAUACUGAAACAAUAGCAGUUUUGCUACUAACCAGGUGUGUCUACACAUGCCCCUGACUGCACAGUUGGCGUUGCACAGUCCCAAUGGCGCACAGGUUGUUUCCAACCCUACUGCACAGUAGAAACGAGCUACUGUGCAGUACCUUCUUGCUACUGUGCAUUAGCAUCCUCCUCACGAUUAGUGCCCACUGAUGCUAUGUCACUGUAGCUUGUCACUACAGUGACGUAGCAUCUCAUGUAGAUGCGCCCACUGCAAUGCAAAUAUAAAUGGGACCCUUUAAUCUAAGGUACAGAAGAGUUAUAUAGUAUUGACUGCAGCAAUCACCAUAGGCUAUGAAGCAGUUACUUAUGUGCCUUUGGCUACAGAAACAGGCAUUGCCUUAACUACAUCACUGAUGACCAGAUAGGGUCAGGUAGAUCUUUGACUUCGACCUUUGCAUCCAUGACCCUGCCAAAAUGCACACUGGGAACAAUUUCACAAUUGCACCUGUAGUGCAAUGGUCACCUUUUCCCUCUUCCAACCCAGUUUCUACUGCUGGCAUUACUUCCACCACCAGUCUGGCACUGCUGGAGCUCUGAUACUGUGCCUAGGUUCCGUUGAUUACUUGGUUAUUGUAACUCCUGCUCAGAUGAUUUCAGGGGACCAUGCUAAUCACUACACCCAUUGAACUACUCCAUAGCCAAUCAAUACAGAGUCACAGUGACGAGGAAUCUUCAUGAUCCAUGGUUUAAGAGACAUGCCAUGCAGGAGGCACUACACCCUGCUCUCAAACUAAAGGCCCAGCAAGGCAAUGCUGUGAUAUUAGAAGUGGGGAAGUGGGUAGUGAAUGGACCAAUAAAGGUUCUUCCCAGCUUGUCCUAUGCUAGGAAACCUCACUGCUACCACUAGUAUAAGGCUCCCAUGGUUGUGAGAAAGGCUUGGAUCAGACAAUGUUUCAGCACAAGAAAAACCUUGCUCAUCCCAAGUUAUACAUGGGUAACUCCCAUUGACUCAGUGGCUUAGGUAAUGGCAAAGUCUGUCCCCUCUCAUUUUAAGUCUUAUAAAAUAAGUCCCUAUCCAUCUGGCAUGCAUUCAAGAAAUACUGUUAAUGUAAACACAUCACUGCUUUUAAAAUAAGAUUAAACUAUGUUGAUAAUAUGAUACAUAUAUAACAUCCUUGAGGUAAUGAUGUUAUUUUUUAUAUUUCCUUCUCAACUUUUUAUGACAUUGUACUGAAUUAUCUCCUGACAUUAGCAAUAUCUACUUACAGCACAUUUAUAUGUAUAAAAAUAUACAUUUUAUAUGCUUUACAAAUUAUAUGGAAUGAAUAUAUAUUUUCACUAUUUUAUUUGUAUAUGGGCUCUAACAACUUCAUUAUCUUGAAUGCUUUUCAGAAUAACAACUGAUUCUAACAUCAUUACUAAAACCAAUGAAAGCCACAAUCCCAUCGUGUGGGUUUUUUUUUAAAUCAGGAGGAUCCAAGUGCCCCUUUGAAACUGUAUAAAUUUUUCUUUCUGAUCUUUAUUACCACGCUUCAAAUGCAAGAUUUUGCAUCACUCCUAUAUGUAUUAGGUGCAAUUCAUCCAAAUGUAUGUAGAUGUACAGUUUACCCCAAUGUAGAAGAUGGUGCAUUAAGUUCCACUUAUGUCCUCUUCUGAGAGCAUAAGAGAUAUGUAAAGAGAUGCAAAAGUCUUUUUGAUGAGUUCUACACAAUGAUGAAUUUCUGUUGAAGCAGUUUAUUUUUAACUUAUAACUUCAUGGAAAAUAAGGUUACGAUUAAUGUUCCCUACCAGAAAGUCACAGGAUCCAAAAAAGUAAACCACGCUGGGUGUAUCUACACGUAAAAUGAAUGUGACGCAAUAAACUCCAGUGCAGUUUGUAUGAGAGUUUAUUGUUCCUGGGUACCACAUUUACAUGUGCACCCAGGACCGCAGCAUGUUGAACUGGGUCGUAGCAGCCCCAGCUGACAGGAAGCCCCGGGAGUGUCAGCCUGCCAACCUGGGGCUGCUCUGGCCUGGCUUAUCGUCCUGUGGAGCGGCUGGCUGGGGCACAAGGAUGGUCUAGUGUGGAGCUAACCAGCAGGCAGCUCCUGCAUUGAAGCAUACGCAUGCUUCAGUCAGCCCUAUAAGCGUCUACACAUGUGCUGCUGUGCACUAAAUAAUACUGCUGUAGGAUAGUACUUGUGUUUACAAGUACUAACCUAUGGCAGAGUUAAUUAGUUUACUGUGACCUAAUAGGGCCACAUAUGGACAUGCUGAGACUUUACUGCAGAGCUAAUUAAGCAGCCCCGUUGUAAAUGUCUUGUGUAGAUGUGCCCACUAUGGCCUAUCACACAUACAUGCCACAAAGGAGACCACAUGGUAAGAAAUUUGCUUUAUAAAGAAAUACUUUAAACAAAUCUUGAUGUUCAGCAAGAUCUUUGUUUAUAUUAAAUUUCUGUGCAUUAGUUAUGUCCAGUGUACAAGUUAAGAUUUGUACAAAUGAGGCCCUAAGUUACAUACAAUUACAGCUGGAUAAAUCAAUGAGCUAAAGAAAAAUAUUCAUGCCAUAUAUAUCUUGUAUUCCUUACUCAAAUUCUUUGUUAAAUGAGUACCACAUUCUGACUUAUUGUCAUUGUAAAUUAGCAAUAGAAAUUCAGAAAGCAAGAAUGUGGUAAAAUAUCAGCACACAAAAUGGUUAAGCAGACAUAAAACUGAGUUUUUUUCAUAGUUUGUUUUGGCUUUUUUAAAACACCGUGUUGAUUCACAGAAAUAAAGUAUGACACAAUCAAGUUUUAUCACAAUAUACCCAAAGCACAUCCUUCACAAAACUGAAAAAGUUUGCAAAUGUGACACACAUCUCUGUUGGUGAAUCUGAGUGACAGUUGAUAAACUGUGGAUCCAUUAUUUAUAAAUCACAUCACUGCAGAUACAAUAUUGAGGAGAUUAUUCCUUUCAUUGAGUAUAAAGAAACCCAUGUUGGUAUAAUUCAUUCAUUAGUAGUUGUAUUUUAUACCAUCAACAGUUUUCUAUAUUAAGUAAUGUAUUUUGUGAAUGUAAUGCUGUUGUUCUAUUGCAUUGUGCACUAUAGAUAAGGAAGUUUAACUGAACUUUGGUGUAAAUACUUCAUCAGUAGAUUAUCAUCUAAAAAUAGUCAUUAAAGAUGAAUUUUUGUUACUGAAGCUCUUAAGUGAAAUUCUGGCCACAAGGAACCAUCUCUCUGACGUGAGUGGAGCAAGGAUUCACACCUUAUAUCAUAGCUAUCAUUCUAUGAAUGUUAGCUACUGAAGAUUGGUCAAACAGGAGAUGCUUGCUAUUACCCAACUCAAAUCCAACCCACCCACAGACACUGUUAGCCAGUGAGUGCUCACUCACAUCAUCCUCCAAAAACCUGCUUUCAGAGAGCAAUAUCUGAGGAAUGAUGCAAUAGCCAAGCCUUGCUCUAAUGAUGUUUCUUAUAGCAGUGGAAUCAGGAAUGUGAUGUGUAGGACACUCUCAAUUCAGAGGUGAUCAGGCAUCAUAAGAACCCAGUCUGCAUCCAACCCUCAUAUAACCUUGGUGUCUGAAAGGUUCCGCUCUGAGCUGAAUGCAUUCUACCUUUGCCAGUAAGCUGCCCUAAUGUUCCUGUUCUUGUUUCACUGUAGGUGCUGUAUAAGAGAGUGUUGUACAUAUCAUUUGUUCAGUGUUGACCUCAGUACUCAAAAUAUUUUGGCUUUGUGAGAGGCUUCUAUUUUUGCAAUAAAAACAAGUAUGAGUCAUUUUAAAA